AUGGGGAAAGAUAUGGCAACCAGGAAACUUAAAAACAUGGGCUUUCCAUGCACUUUCAAUGUUCCUAGUGUUGUUAGAGGUGGUGGUCUGGUUUUGUCUUGGAAAAAAGAAAUUCAUCUGAAUGUUGUUUCUUCCAGCUUGAGGGGCAUCUAUGUGACUUCAACUGAUAUUAUCCAUUCUAAAACUUGUCAUAUUCAUUUUGUGUAUGGUGAACCUAAUAAUACCCUCAGACCCUUCUUUUGGGAACAACAGUGUCAACAAACUAUUGCCCCCAUAGAUGAAUCUGUUUUUGUCAUUGGUGAUUUUAAUACUCUUUUAGGAACAGAAGAUAAAACUGGUGAUCUUGAAGUUACUGAUUCUGAUUUUGAACACCUAAGAAAUUUUUGCUCUGUCUUCAACUUGCAUGAUCCUGGUUUUUCUGGUCCAAGAUUUACUUGGUCCAAUAUGCAACAUGGUCCUGAUUUGAUUCUAGAAAGGCUUGACAGAUGUCUUUUAAACCAACUUGCUGAGGAUCUUUGUCCUAAAUUUUGUGUUAACAAUCUCCCUAGAGAUUCUUCUGAUCAUUUCCCCUUGCAUAUAGGUUUUAAUUAUGAGGAAACUUGCAUGCCUAGACCUUUUCAUUUCAUGGCUAUGUGGAUUGAGGAUCCCACUUGCAGAGACAUUAUAUCUAAUUCUUGGUCUGUCAAUGUUAUAGGAUCUCCAUCCUAUAAACUAAGUGCUAAGCUUCUUAGUGAAAAAAAAGGGUUUAGAGAUUGGAACAAAUCUUCAUUUGGUAAUAUUCAAACUGAUAUAUCUACCAUUAGGAAAGAUUUGUUAGAGCUACAGAUUUCUGAUCCAACUGAUACUACUACUACUGCUAGACUUAAAACUAGAUUAGAGUACCUCUAUACCCUGGAGGAACUUUACUGGAAAGAUAAGUAUAGAGAAGUAUGGCUCAUUGAAGGUGACAUAAACACUCCUUACUUUCAUAGAGUCACUCUUUCCAAGAGAAAGAGGAAUGUUAUUAGCUGGAUUAAGAAUUCUUCCAAUGCUAUCCUAAUUUAUAGAGAUAGUAUUGGGAAUUCUUUCUUAGAUUAUUUCAAAAAUCUUUACUCUUCUCAACCACAACAAUUCCAGGAUGAAAUUUUAAACGAUCUGCAUGUUAAAUUUUCUGUUGAGAAUAAUGACACUUUAAAUCUUCCCCUCACUGCUGAGGGAAUUAAAAAAACUGUUGUUGAUAUGACCCAAACCUGCUUCAGAACAAGGCAUAUAGCUAAAGUUUUCAAUCAUACCAAUAUAGCUCUUAUUCCUAAAGUUCCUCUAGCUGAGUUAGUCAAUCAAUAUAGACGUAUAGGUCUAUGUAACUUCAUCUACAAAAUUCUUUCUAAAACUCUUGCUAAUAGGAUUAAACCCUUUAUGAAUAACAUCAUAUCCCACCAAAGUUCCUUCAUACCUAAGAGGAUUAUUUCUGAUAAUAUUAUCCUUGCUAAUGAAGCCAUAUAUUCUGUUAAUCAUAAUGACAAAGUUGAGGGUACUGCUGCCAUUAAACUUGAUAUGUCAAAAGCUUAUGAUAAAUUGGAGUGGUCUUUUCUAGAAAAAGUUUUGAUGAAAAUGGGGAUAGUUGAAAAUUGGAUUAAACUCAUAAACCAGUGUGUUUCUACUGUUUCUUAUUUUGUUCUCUUAAAUGGUAGUCCUACUGGUUGUUUUCAACCUGAGAGAGGCCUAAGGCAAGGGGAUCAUUUAUCCCCUUACCUAUACAUUAUCUGUGAUGAGGCCCUUUCCUCUUACAUAGAUAGUCUCCAAAGGAAUGGUACUCUUAAGGGUAUCAAAAUCUGUAAAAAUGCCCCAGAAAUGACUCAUCUCCUGUUUGCUGAUGACUCUCUUCUUUUCUCUUCUGCUACUACUGAAAACUUUAUUAUUAUAAAGGGCUAUCUUCAAAAGUAUUGCCUUGCUUCUGGGCAGGAAAUUAAUUUUGAUAAAUAUGAUAUUCUUUUUAGUAGGAAAAUCCCUGAGCAUAGGAAAGCUCUUUUGGCUAACAUUCUGGACAUUCAAAGCAGAGAUUUAGGCAAAAAAUACCUUGGUACUCCCACUGUUUUCAAAGCUUCUAAAAUCCAAACCCAUAUGGGAAUUCUUCAGGCCGUGGAUGCCAGAAUUACUGUCUGGCUUCACAAGCUCCUCUCUCAGGCUGCUAGAACUACUUUGGUUAAACAUAUUGGCCAAGCUAUAACUUUGUAUCAGAUGGGGGCUUUUCUUAUACCAAAGUACCUCUGCAGACAGAUGGAUGCCCAUCUCUGCAAAUUCUAG
Molecule: messenger RNA, 2283 nt
Organism: Papaver somniferum (opium poppy)
Lineage: Eukaryota; Viridiplantae; Streptophyta; Magnoliopsida; Ranunculales; Papaveraceae
Exons: 2
Coding region: 1-2283 (760 amino acids)
Source: RefSeq, a predicted model, not a curated record